AGGACCAUCCAGAUCUUGGCAGCAGAAAGAAGCUUCGCCACCGCCCCUCUCUCUCUCUCUCUCUCUGUCUCUCUCUCGCUCUACUGUGCUGAUUGGAAUUGGGGAUUUGCAAAACAACAAAACCCAGAAGACGAAGCGGGCGAAGAGAAAGAAAUGAACAACAACAUAUGAGAAAGAAGACAAGAAAAAGGAAAAGAAAAUGAGAGCUCAUCAUCAUCAUCAUAUGAUCCACUUUUCGAUUCUAUCAUUGUUGGUUUCCUUCCUGGUUUCACACCAAUUCUGUAGAACCACUGGCUUCUCCGCACCAAAUCCGAUUCAAGAUUCGAUUACCGGCAACAAGCGAGGCCAACCCAGAAGAAUUCUCCACCAGCCACUUUUCCCGGUCACCUCUGAGCCCCCGCCGGCGGCAGAGCCACCUCCCUCCCCGCCGCCGCCGAGCCCGCAGUAUCCGGAUCCCAGCCAGCCAUUCUUCCCGGAGGUGCCAAACGGGGGGGCGCCGAAUCAGGCCCAACAACCUCCGCCGCCACCUCCGGCGAAUGGCAACGCCGUGGCGAACCCAAUUGCCACGCAGCCGAACAAGCCGGCCAAGAAAGUGGCGGUGGCCAUAUCGGUCGGGAUCGUCACUCUCGGGAUGUUGUCGGCAUUGGCUUUCUACCUGUACAAGCACCGGGCCAAGCAUCCCGGAGAGUCUCGGAAGCUCGUCGGAGGCGAUUCACAGAGGUUCACGGACGAAUCAGUACCUCCGCCGUCGAAUUUUCUUUACAUUGGGACGGUGGAGCCGUCGAGAGAACACUCGGAAGGCGAGCCGAAUGGGACAAAUGAAUCGAAUGGAUCGCCUUACCGAAAAUUGAGCUCGUUGAAGAGAUCAGAUCGGUACAGGCCAAGUCCCGAUCUUCAGCCGCUUCCGCCGCUGCCGAAGCCGCCAAUUCAAACCAUGAAUUCGCCGCCGCCGAUGACGUCGUCGGACGACGAGGAUCGUGAAACGGCGUUUUACACUCCACAGGGCUCGUCGGUGAGCGAGGAACCGACUUACACGCCCGGCUCACGGCUUAGCUUUCCCGGCAAUAAUGCCGGCUCGGUAGCACGGCCUCGAGCCGAAGGCCUGGCCAUCACCAACCCUAUUCCUCAUUCCAAGAGAACUUCGCCCAAAUCACGGUUUUUAAUCCCACCUCAGCCACCUCCACCACUGCCGGCGAUGGCACAAGGUCAGUACAGUAAACCAGACUUUGUGUAUUCUCCAAAGAGGCCAAAAUUUUCAGCUCCGCCGCCCCCGCCAAACAUGGCGCGGCUCCAAUCAAUCACCAACGUCCCGCUCCCGCCGCCACCGCCUCCGCCUCCGCCUCCACCACGGGGGAAAUUAGGAGGGUCAGGAACAAGUGUUUCCUCCAUAGCUUCCCAAGAAUUGAAGACGCCCCAGACUAGAAUUGUUAGUUCCAUAGCCUACUCUGGGUUUGAGAAAGCAAGGCCUGCUGAAGAAAUUAGCAAAGCCGCCGGUUUUUCGGAGAGGGCUGAAGCUGAUGAUGCAGACGGAUCAAAACCCAAGUUGAAGCCUCUGCACUGGGACAAAGUCCGGGCAACCUCUGAUCGCGCAACGGUGUGGGAUCAGCUGAAAUCGAGCUCCUUUCAAUUGAAUGAGGACAUGAUGGAGUCUCUUUUUGGGUUCAAUUCUGCGAAUUCAGUCCCGAAAGAGGCAAGUAGAAGACAGGUUCUCCCUCCAGUUGAACGAGAAAACAGAGUUUUGGACCCAAAGAAGUCACAGAACAUAGCUAUACUAUUGCGAGCGCUGAAUGUGACACGGGAUGAGGUCUCUGAAGCUCUUCUAGACGGAAACCCAGAAGGAUUGGGAACUGAUCUUUUGGAAACGUUGGUGAAGAUGGCUCCAACGAAAGAAGAAGAGAUAAAACUGAGAGACUACAAAGGUGACAUCUCAAAACUGGGGUCUGCAGAGAGGUUCUUAAUAUCUGUGCUUGACGUACCAUUUGCGUUUAAAAGAGUUGAAGCCAUGCUAUACAGAGCAAACUUCGACACUGAAGUACAGUAUCUGAGGAAGUCGUUUCAAACCCUAGAGGAUGCGAGCGAGGAAUUAAAGAACAGUCGGUUAUUUCUCAAACUACUUGAAGCUGUUCUAAGGACAGGAAACAGAAUGAACAUUGGCACCAACCGGGGUGAUGCUAGAGCUUUUAAACUCGACACACUGUUGAAAUUAGUAGAUAUUAAGGGAACAGAUGGAAAGACAACUCUACUCCACUUUGUGGUUCAGGAGAUUAUCAGAUCUGAGGGUUCAGGUUCUGAUCCUACAGUUGAAAACCUUCCUAAUAAAACGAAUCCUAAACUGAAAGAGGAGGAUUUCAAGAAACAAGGACUGCAAGUUGUUUCUAGUUUAAGCAGAGAACUCGGCAAUGUCAAGAAAGCAGCAGGAAUGGACUCGGAUGUCCUGAGCAGCUAUGUAUCGAAGCUAACAUCGGGGCUUGAGAAGGUUAGAGUGGUUUUGCAAUAUGAGAAACCAAAUAUUCAGGGGAAAUUCUUCGAAUCCAUGAGAAUCUUUCUUAGAGAGGCGGAAGAGGAAAUUGCUAGGAUCAAAGCUGUUGAAAGAAAGGCAUUGUCCUUGGUGAAAGAGGUCACCGAGUAUUUUCAUGGUGACACUGCUAAAGAGGAGGCCCAUCCUUUCAGGAUCUUCAUGAUUGUCAGGGAUUUUCUCUCCAUAUUGGAUCAUGUGUGCAAGGAGGUGGGGAGCAUGCAGGAUAAUACAAUGGUUGGUUCUGCUAGAUCCUUCCGGAUAGCUGCAACUGCAUCACUACCGGUCCUCAGCAGAUACAAUAUGAGACACGAUAACAGCUCGGAUGAGGGAAGCUCGUCGCCAUGA
This is a messenger RNA of Diospyros lotus (date-plum), 2863 nucleotides long. RefSeq names its product formin-like protein 6. Bases 200 to 2863 code for a protein of 887 amino acids. The record is from RefSeq and is a predicted model, not a curated record. The transcript has 4 exons. Gene Ontology annotation, molecular function: actin filament binding. Gene Ontology annotation, biological process: actin nucleation; actin cytoskeleton organization. Lineage: Eukaryota; Viridiplantae; Streptophyta; Magnoliopsida; Ericales; Ebenaceae.